This is a messenger RNA of Paramecium octaurelia, 2822 nucleotides long. The record is from the annotation of a GenBank genome assembly. NCBI's taxonomy places the organism in Eukaryota, Ciliophora, Oligohymenophorea, Peniculida, Parameciidae.
AGUGCUCUAAUGAUGAAUUUAGGAUUGCAGCCAACAACGAUUCCUAAUCCAUAAUCUAACACACAGUAGCCCCCAUCUAUAUUUGGUUAGCGUAAUUCGAUAAUUCUAAUAUAGCGCAAACAUUGCCACCAGCAAACUAAACACAAUAAGGAUUAUUGCCGUAGCCAUAACCAGUUCAAUAAUUGCAGCCACUAUAGCCUACGACUGCAACUGUGUAAGCUCAAAAUCAAGCAAUCAAGAAAAGCGAAUUCGAGAACCUGGUUAAGUAUUACAAGGAAAAGCCAGAAUUGGUAAUUUAUGAUUGCCUAAUAUUCAUAGACAAAAUAAUAGGAAUUGCAACUAUUCGUGUAGCAAACCAAGUAUUUAAAAAACAGGAUCCAGAAAAAAUUCCAAAAGCAAAUCAAUGUUAAACAAACUCAAUGUAUUAUUUAAAUAAUUAUAUUAGAUUUAUUGGUUGACACUCUCAGUUAAAAGGUGUGUUAAUUAUUUCAAAAAUUUAACUUGAAUGAGCGUAAUUUAGAAUACACCAAGAAGGAUGAAUUAUAGAGAUUGAGUCAAAGAAUCAAAGCAGAUCAAGAGAAACAAAAUCUAUUGUUUUAAUCUUAACUUAAAGUCAAGGAGUUGUAUUCGCAACAAGUGUCCAACUAUUUAGAACUCAACAACAAAUUCCAAAUGAACAAAAAUGUAACAAUAUAUAUACUAGCAUCAUUUAUAGAUGAUAAAUUCAAUUUAGAAAAAAGAAGCGCUAACACAGAGUAGACAGACAAAAGAACUAAUAAACCUGUUACAUGAGAAUAAAGCAGAUCAAGUCUAACCAAAGUCGGUCUCCAUCAAAUCUAUCUCUUUUAACACACACAAUCAACUAAUUAUUGAAAAAUUGUUUAUUGAAUAGGAAUUUUACUAAAAAUUGGAGCAAUUUUUGGAAUUCUAAAAUUUACUAAAAAUCAAGGAGAAUAUCGAUAAAGCAGACUAUUACGAAUCUUUGUUUUCAUGCUUUGUUAACAUCCAAAGUGAUCACAAAGAUAUUAUGAGAUUGUUAUCUCUCCAAUUUAAAGGAAUUUAGUUCCAAUCCCAAAAAAUUCAAAAGGAUCUGCUUUAGAACUCAAUACGAUUGUUGGAAAGUGAAAUGAGCAGAAGAAUUGGUGUCUUGGAUUUAGCCAAUAUUAAUUGUAAUCCAUAUUCUGCUAUCUUUAGAGAAAUUUAAAGAUAUUUACUAUGAUAUCUUGGCCAAAGGUCUAAACAUUCAGAGAGUUGGGUAAUAUUACCCAAGUGGAAUUUUAUUCCUAUUGAUGAGGUGUGGAUAAUUAUAAUAAGCAAAAUCUAUCAUGUUUUAAGUUGCCAAGAAUCAAAAAUACUAAUUGUUUUUUGAACUCUUGGAAGUUAGGAAGUAAUUGUUUUUAAUGUAUCUAUUAGUGAAACAAAUCAAUAGAAAAUAUAAAAGCUUGAUUAAUUUUGCGAUGAUGACUUAUUCGAAUAAUGUUAUUUGAUUGCCUUCGAUUCUGGGUCAGUAUCAUAGGUUUUUGAAAACAAUCACUUUCCAUAAGAUCAAGAUUUAUUCCUAUGGAUGACUCUAAAAACUACUCAUAUCCAAAAUAAUGACUAAAGUGACAAUUGGUCAUUGCAGGAUCUAUAAGAUGCCAUUCCAAGGAAGAUUGGCUAUAAAAUGGACAUUCUCUUACAAAGGUAUGAGGAAGUCUUAAAGGAAAUUUACAAUUCUUCUGCUUCCUUAGUUUCUAAAUUAGAAUACUUCACAUUAUUCUUUAUUGUGCAAUCCCUUUUGAGUAUAGAAAAUGAAAAUACAAUAAUUGAAUUGAAUUUAAUUUUGAAUGAUAUCCUAGGAUAGGUAUUUGAAAAAUACCCAGAUAUCGGAGGAUUACUAAUAAUACUUACUGAACCUAAUCUUGAGCAGGCAAUCGAUAAAAUUCAGACUGAGAUGAUGAAAUACAAAUAUGGAGUUGAAGUAUUUUAGAACAAAAAAUUCUUUGAAAAUUUUGAGAAUAUGUUUGGAGACAAUCAAAAAACUUAGGAUUUUAUUGAAUCUAUAGUGCAAGAGCAGUUCUAAUAAAAUCUUCUUGAAUAUCAUAAAGAUUUUAUUGAAAACAUCAUCAAAGGAAAUAACAUUGUAACUUUAUACAUUUAAUUAGAACGAAUUGCUGGCAACACAUAAAGCUUUUAUUAACAAUAUCGAUAUGAGAAUGGAAGAUCUUAAGAGCUAUUUAGAAUUCAGAAAAACAGGAUUUACUCAUUUAGCAAUGAAUUUAUACUACAUAUCUGGUAUAAUAUUGUUGACAACGGAAUGUUUAUUCAAUUUGAAGGCUCAAGAGUUAAGAUUUACUUCAAGUGCUACACCUAAGUUUUUUGUUAAAAACAAUAACAACCCCAAAUAAUAUUACAAUCUAUUUUCAACAGUUUACUAAAUUGCUUUGUCAAAUCCUAGACAGAAGCACACUUUUGAUUUGUUGUAAGCCUUUAACUUUUUGAUACAAUGCAGCAAAAUUGAAUAAUUCAAUGAAAAUAAAUUUAAGUAAUAUUUAGUAUAAAUUGACAUUUCAAAAUUAACGAAGAUUUUAUUAGCGAACAAGUAGUUGUAUUUAUUGAAACUAUUUUUUUGGAUGAUAGACAUAACACUUGAGAUUCAUGAUAAAAAGAUAGAGGAAUACAAGUAUAUAUAUAUGUAUAAUAUUUACAAUAGAAACAUGAAAGAAACAUUCUAGAGGAUGAUUAACAAUAAAUCAUAUCAAAAUAUUGUUCUAAACUCUUUAUUUUUGAUAAACAGAGAGGUUGAUUUACAUUUUUAAGAUUUCAAAUUAAUGCCAAAAUGA